AUGUCCAAAUUCGCUGUACGUGUUGAUGCGGCAGUGUCUGCUCUGGGCGGAGGAGCGGGAACAGGUUUAGAUGAAAACGACUUCAUAGAUGCAUCUCGUCUGGUAUAUGAUGCUGUGAGGGAGAUACGACGGGCUGUGCUCAUGAACAGGGAUGAAGAGGAUCUAGAUCCUGAGGAUAUAGCUCGUGAUGAGCAUACAAGCGACGAUUUGGACACUGACACGGAGUUUGAACCUGUCGAAGAUAUGACGAUGGAAACCAGGAGUAGAUCAAGUGCCCACACGGGAGAGCACGGAGUUGAUGAAUAUCCAGAUAUAAGUGGAAUAACAAACGCUAGAGAAGCGAUGCGUAAAAUGACUGAAGAAGAUAAAAGGAAGAUUCUCCAACAAGUCGAGUUGUUCAGACGAGAAAAGAUGACAUUCGACAAUGAAGUGGCUAAAUGGGAUGACGCUGGGAAUGAUAUUAUAAUGUUGGCGAAACACAUGUGUAUGAUCAUGCUUGAAAUGACAGACUUCACCAGAGGCCGCGGUCCGUUGAAGACUACAAUGGAUGUUAUAAACGCGGCGAAGAAGAUAUCAGAAGCUGGAACGAAACUGGACAAACUCACGAGAGAGAUAGCUGAACAGUGUCCGGAAUCGUCAACCAAACAGGAUCUGCUUGCGUAUCUUCAGCGUAUAGCGCUGUACUGUCACCAGAUACAGAUAACCAGCAAAGUGAAGGCUGACGUGCAGAAUAUAUCUGGAGAACUGAUCGUUAGUGGGUUGGACAGCGCCACGUCACUCAUACAAGCUGCUAAAAACCUCAUGAAUGCUGUCGUCCUAACAGUCAAAGCGUCAUACGUGGCAUCAACUAAAUACACGCGACAAGGAACUAUCGCUAACAAUUACUCACCCAUAGUUGUGUGGAGAAUGAAGGCUCCGGAGAAGAAGCCGCUAAUAAGACCGGAGAAACCGGAAGAAGUGCGUGCGAAAGUGAGGAGGGGAAGUCAGAAAAAACAACCAAGUCCAAUACACGCGCUCGCUGAGUUUCAGAGCCCUGCUGAGAGUGUGUGGUGA
Danaus chrysippus (African queen) is the source of this 1053-nucleotide messenger RNA. NCBI's taxonomy places the organism in Eukaryota, Metazoa, Arthropoda, Insecta, Lepidoptera, Nymphalidae. The record is from the annotation of a GenBank genome assembly.